Rana temporaria (common frog) is the source of this 2812-nucleotide messenger RNA. RefSeq names its product kelch-like protein 9. The record is from RefSeq and is a predicted model, not a curated record. NCBI's taxonomy places the organism in Eukaryota, Metazoa, Chordata, Amphibia, Anura, Ranidae. The coding region runs from base 428 to 2257 and encodes 609 amino acids. Gene Ontology annotation, molecular function: protein binding. The transcript is spliced from 4 exons.
UUCCUCUUUAGAUCUAUUGCACAUACCCAGGAUUGCCAGGCGAUUAUAGCUAACCUGUACUCCUGAAACAUUCCAUAAGCCCUUUGUUUAACUAUACAAGUCUGGGCUUGCUAGGUUUACCUGACCUCGCUCAGCCAACUGGGCGUUAAACAAGAAGCUCCAGGGGUAAAUUGUGUUUCUUUUGUCAAUUAUUCUAUAUGGGACAUUGCCAAGUGCUCUGGAGAUAGGGCGGGCGUGUCGUAACCCAACACUAAAGCUAGUAAAUAUUUCUCUGAUCUUCUGGCUUCUUGUUGGUAAGGCUCUGCUGGUCAUUUGGUGACAGCCAACUUCUCGACGGCCACUGGGAAGACAGCUAUGUAACAAGAUUGAAAUAUAAUGCAAAUGUGAGACAAUAUUUGGAGGGGCAUUUCAUAUAUUAAUCUUCAGAAUGCAGAACGGUGAAGAUAUCUGCACCUUUGCCUCUGAUAACUAUCAUGAAAAGCUACUGGAGAGGAUAUGGCAGUUUCGAUCCAACCGGGACCUUUGUGAUGUAACACUCGAAGCUGAAGGGGUAUUUUUCCCAGCUCAUAAAGUCAUCCUAGCUUCUGCCAGUUCAUAUUGUAAAUUACUGUUUGGGGACUCAAGAUCGGAAAACACCAUCAGACUCAAGGGCGUCAGUGCUAAAGGGCUCCGCAAUGUCCUAGAUUUCAUCUACUCCAGCAAGCUUUCCCUGUCGUUGUCCAAUAUUGAAGAUACUUUAAAAGCAGCAGAAGUCUUGCUGGUUCGAGAGGCGGUAAAGUUGUGUUUCCAGUUUCUAGAGAAUGGUUUAAACCAGGACACAUGUUUGGGCAUCCUAAAUAUUGUCAGAAAACAUGGUCCUGAAGAGCUAAAAGUGAAGGCCAGUGGGUACAUUGGCCAUCACUAUAAACAUAUUCCAGGACAUUCUGGAGAUCUGAACCUAUUAGACAAGGGGACACUCUGUGAAAUACUAGAAAGAGAGGAUGACCCAGGCUGCAGUGAGCUUGAACUGUUCCGUUUGGUAGUUUCAUGGCUACAACAUGACAACUCCAGGCUAAAAGAGGCAGGAGAUGUCCUCAGGCGGAUCCGUUUUCCACUUAUUCCUCUAGAGGAUCUCCAGACAUAUGUAAAAGAGACUUCAAUCAUGAAAACAGACUCCAACUGUUUCAGAUACCUACAAGAAGCUUUAAGAUACCAUUCCCAAGUAUAUGCUCAACCUAUUCUUCACUGUGAAGGUGCAACCAUAAGGUCCAGCACAGAAAGCCUCCUAGUUUUGGGUGGCAGGACAACUGAUAACCAGGUGUGCAGCAGUAUCUGGGUUCAAAAUGAAGAUGGCAGCUCCUGGUCUGAACUUGGACAGAUGUAUGCUCCUGUGUACAAUCACUGUGUCGCUGUCAUCAAUGACUUCCUUUUCAUCAUUGGAGGGCAAACCAUGUUUGACCCCUCAGGCAAACAUCCAUCGAACGAGGUUUUUCGGUUUGAUCCACGCACUGGAACUUGGUUGCAAGCUGCAGCAAUGUUAGAAAGGAGGACACGAUUUCAUACCGAGGUGAUUGGGGAACGCAUUAUUGCUGUAGGUGGAGGAUCUUUAUUGAGUCACCUGAGCCAGAGUGUGGAAGAGUACAACCCUGCAGAAAACAAGUGGGAAUAUACCUCCCCCUUCCCAAUUCCAGUGGCAGAUCAUGCUGGCACUACUCACAAGGGUAUCCUGUACAUUUCAGGGGGUUAUUCCACAAGUAAAACCCUGAACGAGGUGUACAGUUAUUUGCCGAGGCUCAAGCGCUGGGUUGUGAACCGUUCUAUGAUGUACGCUCGAUGUGACCAUGGUAUGGCGGCUAUCGGAGACAAGAUCUUCUGUGUUGGUGGACGCACAUUGAAUGCGGCCAAGGAAUGGAUCCAUGUGAAUGAAACAGAGUUCUACUGUCCCACGGCUGAUCAAUGGAGCUCCCUGAAGCUUUCUCCUUUCGAUUGUUGUCAGUUCAGUAUCAUCACUCACCAGUCUAAGCUCUACAUCACUGGAGGGGGUUCCCUAAGACGCAUGAACAAAGAGGAUGGCAUCUUCGUAUACGACCCAGAGACCAAGGCGUGGAAGAAGACAGGGUCACUGCCUAGGCCUUUGGUAGACCACGCUUCCUGUGCCAUUAAGCUCCCACAUGGAAUAACAGAGAAGCAGGAAGUGAAGGAAGAGGAAAGGCCUUCCACCCCCAACAAGAAGAGAUCAACUCUUAACUUAUUUAUUACUGGCAAAAAAGACACAUAAGAGGCACAUUUAGAGGACUAGUAAUCGACAAAUAUUAUUUCACAUUGUAGUGAUGUAGUAGUGGGAUGUGUAUUUAUACGCACAUAAAAUGUACUACACACAUUAGGGAAAAGAUCAUCCACAAUGUAAAGUUUCCAUACCUGUACACAAAGGAAGAAGGUACACCAGCCUAGUGCAUUACUGUAUAACUGUUUAUUAAAUUGUAAAAAAAAAAAAACAUUGUACUCAUAAAGGGAGAAUAGACACAGGCGUUAAAUUGUACAAGACACUACCAGACGCAUGACCAUCAAAUAGGGCGCAGGCCGCGCAGCUAACCUGUUUCGAAGGCCAUGCUCUAUUCCUAGGAGCUCUGAGUAGGAGGGCAUGGCCCUCGAUACGUGUUAGCUGUGCCCUAUCCGAUGGUCCUGCGUCUGGUGGUGUCUUGUACAAUUUAAUGCCUGUGUCUAUUCUCCAAUGGUUUUUCUCUUUACAAUUUAAUAAACAGUUAUACAGUAAUAGCUGGGUGAAAAUAUGAAUAAAAACCUGAAUAUGUCAGAAUUAUAUCACAAUUAACCA